Molecule: messenger RNA, 963 nt
Organism: Epithele typhae
Lineage: Eukaryota; Fungi; Basidiomycota; Agaricomycetes; Polyporales; Epitheliaceae
Product: adenylate kinase
Exons: 6
Coding region: 1-963 (320 amino acids)
Biological process (GO): nucleobase-containing compound metabolic process
Cellular component (GO): cytoplasm; mitochondrion
Molecular function (GO): ATP binding; AMP kinase activity
Source: RefSeq, a predicted model, not a curated record
AUGUCCGCCCGCGUCCUCAGCGCACCCGCCCAGCUGCACUUCGCCCCCGCCCCCGUCGCAGUCGCCGCGCAGGCACGCUAUGCCUUGGGCUUCACGCGCGGGAUCAGCAGCUCCACCGCGCCCCAGAAGGCCGUGUCAUUCUCGCUCGGCGCGGCCGCGCGCGACGAGACCGUCCCGGCGCACGACGGCAAGCUCCUCCGGAUGAUCAUGUUCGGCAAGCCUGGGGCCGGCAAGGGCACCCUCUCAUCCCGGCUGGUCAAAAAGUACGAGAUCGUCUCGCUCUCCACCGGCGAUCUCCUCCGGCAGCACAUUGCAGAAAAGACCGAGGUCGGUGUCCUUGCGGAGGAGAUCGUGGCUGCCGGAGGCCUCCUCCCGGACGACAUCAUGCUCAAGAUCGUGACAAGCAAACUGGACUCGCUGCACAAUAGGCAUUGGAUUCUGGACGGAUUCCCUCGGACACUAGGACAGGGCAAGCUUCUUGACGACCACCUUGCGGCGAAGGGCAACCCCUUGAGCUUGAUUGUCAACCUGGAUGUCCCAGAUGAAGUCAUCCUGGGCCGUAUCUCGGACCGAUGGGUCCAUCUCCCAUCCGGGCGUGUCUACAACCUUUCCUACAACCCACCAAAGGUCCCUGGUCUUGACGACGAGACCGGCGAGCCUCUCAUGAAGCGGCCCGACGACAAUCCGGCGGUUUUCGCUCGUCGCCUGGAGCAAUUCUAUGCCUCGACGUCUCCGCUGCUGACCUACUACGCGCUGCCGUCGGCUCAUGUAGGUCCCAGUAAGCUCGUCACCCUCGCAGGACGAACAUCAGACGAGAUCUGGCCACAGCUCGAAGGAACCGUGCUUUCGAAGUUCCCUUCAGUCAGGGAGCGUAUUGAGAGCAAGCGUCGCAGCAGUCUGUCAGACGCGGUCUUGGCUCGCAGUGACCGGGACCACAUGGACGGCAAGAGUACUGCAGUUUGA